AAGACACCAAUAGGCAGACAGCCUUGGGGCCGGGGGUGGGCCCGCCAGGGAAUGCGGGUGAUGCAUUGGCAGGUCUGGCUGUCUGGCUGGGUAGUGCCUGUCGAUCGCGCGGUAGUGCCGUAGCAACAGGGGAGCAACCCUCGUCGAACUUUGAACCUCGUGUUGAUAUUAACAGCGUCGCGGGUUUCAUUUCCCAUUUUUGCCUCCUUGAAUAGGUAUUAAUCUGCCCCAUCGGCCUAGCAGACUCUCCAAGAAAUCCAGCGAACGAGGUUCGUGAUCUCAACUGCAUCAUCUGUGCAUUGGAGGCAUCGAGAAAACUGCCGUGGCUUUUGUUUACCUGAGCACUUGGUGCUUUAUUCCUAUCUUGGAAGCAGCAUAGAAGGCGGCAAAGACAGAGCGUUCUCGCGGUCGGAACAUGAGCACGCCUCCCGACCCCGCACUUGACGUCGACGGCCAUUCCUGAGGACUUGCAAGCUGAUCAGUUCAGCCAAUUGCCUCGACAUGUCCGAAGCUACGACUUACCAGCCCGUCACGGCCGACUCGGAGGCCAAAGAGGGCGCUACGUCGACAGCGGCUCCCUCCAGUCGCCCUGGCCUAUGGACCAGAAUCACCGAACGCUUCCCAUUUCUGCAGCACAAGCGGGGCAUCGCCAUCGUGGUAAUAGCAGUGUUGCUCGUCAUCGGUGGGGGUCUUGCUGGCCUGGCUGCCUUGCCCAAUCGCUCAGGAUCUUCUUCUGGCGGCUCAGGAUCUGGCAGCGGGGCUGGAAGCAACCCCAACGCCAUCAACAGCGACACGUACUUUUAUGGGCAAUCCCCAGCUGUGGGCCCUUCACCCGGAAUCACGGGGCUUGGGUCGUGGGAAGGCUCGCUUUCACGGGCGCAGGCGAUGGUGUCGAACAUGACCCUGGACGAAAAGAUUAGCCUGACAGCCGGAUCAACCAGUGACACUGGAUGUGUUGGCUACUUGAACCCAAUCGAGCGCCUGGGAUUUCCUGGAAUGUGCUUUCAGGACGCAGGUCAGGGAGUAAGGGCGACUGACUUCGUCUCAGCAUGGCCUGCGGGUAUUCAUGUGGGCGCGAGUUGGAACCGGAAUCUAUCCCGAGCUCGAGCUCUAGGCAUGGGAGGCGAGUUCCGAAAGAAGGGUGUGAAUGUGGCCUUGGGCCCUGUCGUAAGCCCUUUGGGACGAACGGUUACAAGUGGGCGCAAUUGGGAAGGCAUCUCACCAGAUCCUUUUCUCUCUGGCUCUCUAGUGUUCGAGACGGUCCAAGGCGUCCAGACAGCCGGUGUCAUCACAUCUACAAAGCAUUUCAUCGCCAACGAACAAGAAACACAUCGAAUGCCGAACGGCGGAGUCCAAUCAGUAUCUUCCAAUAUCGAUGAUCAGACUAUGCACGAGCUGUAUCUUUGGCCAUUCCAAGACGCCGUCCGCGCUGGGAGUGCCAAUAUUAUGUGUUCCUAUCAGCGUAUCAACAAUUCGUACGGUUGUGCCAAUAGCUAUACCCUGAACGGGCUAUUGAAGACAGAGCUUGGCUUCCAAGGAUUUGUUGUCUCGGAUUGGAAUGCGCAGUAUACCGGAGUUGCGACCUCUCUGGCCGGGCUUGAUGUUGCCAUGCCCAACGGUGGCGUCUACUGGGGACCCAAGUUGAAGGAAGCCGUCACGAAUGGGAGCUUGGCCGAAUCCAGGGUCGACGACCAAGUUACACGUGUCCUAGCAUCAUGGUACCAGUUGGGUCAAGACCAAGGAUUUCCCACCCCUGGAAUAGGUCUACCCCGGAACCUGGCAGAACCUCAUAGCAUUAUCGAUGCCCGAAACUCUUCAUCAAAGUCAACUCUGUUUGAUGGAGCUGUGGAGGGACACGUGCUCGCGAAGAAUACAAGGGGUGCUCUGCCAUUAUACAGGCCAAAGAUGCUCUCCGUGUUCGGCUACUCAGCAAGCCAGCCCGGGCAAUACAAUGUCGAGCCUCCUGGCGGGACUGUAUGGACCCUCGGAGCCGAGUCCGCCGACCCUUCUAGUGUUCUCCAGGGGUUUCUUGGAAACCUCACGUACCCUUACGAACAGAUCGCUCCUAAUGGGACAUUGUUCUGUGGUGGAGGGUCGGGGGCGAAUGCCGCAGCUCUGGGCCAUUCGCCAAUGGACGCUCUGCAACAACAAGCUGCGAACGAUGACACAGCCCUUUUCUGGGAUUUCAGAUCAGCCACGCCCAUCGUAAACGGAGCCUCAGAUGCUUGUCUGGUGUUUGGAAAUGCGUGGGCGAGCGAGGGCUCCGACCGGCCGGGCCUUCACGAUGACUACACGGACGGUCUGAUCAAACACGUCGCGUCCACGUGCAACAACACUAUUGUCAUAUUCCACAAUGCCGGCGUGAGGCUUGUCGAUCAGUUCGUGGAUAACGAAAAUGUCACCGCUCUCAUAUUUGCCCACCUUCCAGGCCAGGAAUCCGGACGAGCACUGGUGUCUUUGCUGUACGGGCAAUCAAACUCAUGGGGUAAAUUGCCUUACACAGUGGCGCGGAACGAAUCCGACUAUGGCGAGCUGUUGCAUCCAGCGAAGGCGGAUGGCGACUUUGAGCUGUUCCCACAGGCAAAUUUUACCGAGGGUAUUUAUAUUGAUUACAGGCAUUUCGAAGCCAACAAUAUUGAGCCCCGAUACGAGUUCGGGUACGGUUUAUCAUAUUCGACCUUUGAAUACGCGAGCCUCCGAGUAAACCAGAACUCCACUUCGGAGACAUCCGAGUACCCAAGCGGCCCUGUCGAGGUUGGCGGCCAGUCCGACCUGUGGGAUAAGUUGGUCUCAGUCACAGCCGAUGUCCGGAACACAGGGACCGUGAACGGGACUGAGAUCGCUCAACUGUACGUCCAGACGCCAGGGAUGAAUAGACCCCGGGUUCUGCGAGGCUUUGAGAAGCCACACCUCAACCCUUCGCAGACGUCAACGCUCUCAUUUGAUCUUACACGUCGAGAUCUGAGUGUAUGGGACACCAUGGCCCAAAAGUGGCUGCUGCAGAGAGGCCAGUACACUUUGUACGUGGGCUCGAGCAGUCGCAACCUGCCCCUGAACGCAACUUUCAACUUCUGAAGCUUCCAGCAACUCGUGCACAUGGAGGAUCCAAGACAACAUUCGGCUUGCAGUCUGCAUAACAGAGGGUCAAGGGGGCUUUGAGCUCCUCGGCACCAGGAUGGUCACGAUGGUCAUGGUGGGAGAUCAGUCGUAGGGAAUGCUUGUUGGACGAACCAGGUUUCACAGCGGCAACAGGGCCGUGCUUGUGCAUAGAAUGAAGAGGCCGUCCGUGGUGUCAACCAAGGGUCCAGGGUAGCAACGCUAAUACAAGUGUAUACCACACGUGUAGUUCGUUUUGAUGGUUCUGGAAGACGAGGUCUGAAAUGCGAGGCAUUGAAAGUACGGAGUAAGGGUUCAAGGGUAGCGGACCCCCCUGCUCGGCUG
Molecule: messenger RNA, 3441 nt
Organism: Diaporthe batatas
Lineage: Eukaryota; Fungi; Ascomycota; Sordariomycetes; Diaporthales; Diaporthaceae
Exons: 10
Coding region: 502-3075 (857 amino acids)
Biological process (GO): glucan catabolic process
Molecular function (GO): beta-glucosidase activity
Source: RefSeq, a predicted model, not a curated record